AUUUUCUGAAAUCUGAGAAAAAUAACAAUAACCAGUUAUUGUUACACUGUACACCAAAACACGAGUUACCAAGUUACUUCUCUUUCUUUCUUCGUUGGAUACGUCGUCGUUUACCCUCUUCUUCUACUUUUUCUUCUUCACACUCUUCAUACUCGCAUUCAUCGACCACAAACCCCUCUCUCUGCACCAGAUCCACCACCGUAACCACCUCCCGGAGCCCGAUCCGGAUCCAAAAACUCCAAAACCUUCAUAGAAAACCUUCAAACUGGAGCAAUUGAAGACAAUCGGCCGCGAACUCGCCAUGGGAUCCCAAGGCGGGUUCGGUCAAUCCAAGGAAUUUCUCGACCUGAUAAAAUCAAUCGGAGAAGCUCGAUCUAAAGCAGAAGAAGAUCGAAUCGUAAUCCGCGAAAUCGAAACCCUUAAACGACGAAUUUCUGAGCCUGAUAUCCCAAAACGGAAGAUGAAAGAGUACAUUAUACGCCUUCUCUACGUUGAGAUGCUUGGUCACGAUGCUUCGUUCGGUUACAUUCACGCCGUUAAAAUGACUCAUGAUGAUAACCUGCUUUCCAAACGCACCGGUUAUCUUGCCGUUACUCUUUUCCUGAACGACGAUCAUGAUCUUAUCAUUCUCAUUGUUAACACUAUCCAGAAGGACCUUAAGUCUGAUAACUAUCUUGUCGUUUGUGCUGCACUUAACGCCGUUUGUCGACUUAUCAACGACGAGACUAUCCCUGCCGUUUUGCCUCUCGUUGUUGAACUGCUUUCUCACUCUAAGGAAGCUGUUAGAAAGAAAGCGGUUAUGGCACUUCAUAGCUUCCACCGUAAAUCUCCUUCCUCUGUUUCACAUCUUGUAUCGAAUUUUCGGAAGCGAUUGUGUGAUAAUGACCCUGGUGUUAUGGGUGCUACUCUUUGUCCUCUGUUUGAUCUCAUAAACGACGAUCCUACCCCGUUUAAGGAUCUUGUUGUUAGCUUUGUUAGUAUUCUUAAACAGGUAGCGGAACAUCGGUUGCCUAAGAGCUAUGAUUAUCAUCAGAUGCCAGCUCCGUUCGUCCAGAUUAAGUUGCUGAAACUUCUUGCAUUGUUGGGGAGCGGUGACAAGCCUGCUAGCGAACACAUGUAUACUGUUAUCGGCGAUAUAAUUAGGAAGGGAGAUUCGUCAAGUAACAUAGGGAAUGCUAUUCUUUAUGAAUCCAUUCGCUGCAUCUCUUCCAUAUAUCCCAAUCCCAAGUUGUUAGAAGCUGCUGCGGAUGUGAUUGCCAAGUUUUUAAAGAGUGAUAGUCAUAAUCUGAAGUACAUGGGCAUUGAUGCUCUCGGCCGGCUGAUAAAGUUAAGUCCGCUUAUUGCAGAACAACAUCAACUUGCUGUCAUUGACUGCUUAGAGGAUCCCGAUGAUACUUUGAAGCGAAAAACUUUUGAACUGCUAUACAAAAUGACCAAGUCUUCCAAUGUGGAAGUGAUUGUUGACCGUAUGAUUGAGUACAUGAUCAGCAUCAGUGACGAUCAUUACAAAACCUAUAUUGCUUCUCGAUGUGUAGAACUUGCUGAGCAAUUUGCACCAAGUAAUCAUUGGUUUAUACAGACCAUGAAUAAAGUUUUUGAGCAUGCUGGUGAUCUUGUGAACAUUAAGGUUGCACAUAAUUUAAUGCGGUUGAUUGCGGAAGGAUUUGGAGAGGACGAUGAUGCGGCAUACAGUCAGCUGAGAUCUUCUGCUGUUGAGUCAUAUUUGCGCAUUAUUGGAGAGCCAAAGCUUCCAUCAGGGUUUCUUCAAGUUAUCUGCUGGGUUCUUGGGGAAUAUGGCACAGCUGAUGGCAAGCAUUCCGCAUCCUAUAUCACUGGGAAGUUAUGUGAUAUGGCAGAGGCAUAUUCGAAUGAUGAAAUCGUUAAGGCAUACGCAAUAACAGCAUUGACAAAAAUUUAUGCAUUUGAAAUAGCAGCUGGGAGGAAAGUGGAUAUGCUAUCUGAGUGUCAAUCUUUGGUUGAGGAAUUAUUAGCAUCCCACUCCACUGAUUUGCAGCAACGUGCUUAUGAGUUGCAAGCCGUUAUUGGUUUGGAUGCACGAGCUGUUGAAGCAAUAUUGCCGCAUGAUGCCAGUUGCGAAGAUAUUGAGGUGGAUAAUAAUCUUUCUUUCCUCAAUGGUUACAUCCAGCAGUCUAUAGAAAGUGGUGCUAUGCCCUACAUUUCAGAGAACGAGCGCUCUGGAAUGGGGAAUAUGGGCAACUUCAGAAGCCAAGACCAGCAUGAGUCUGUACCGCAUGGUCUGAGAUUUGAGGCAUAUGAAAUUCCAAAGGCUCCCACUCCAGUUUCACUUUCAUCCGUAACUGACCUUGUUCCAGUACCUGACUCGAUGUAUGCUAGGGAGACUCACCAGAUCACGUCAGUUGGAUUAGCAUCAGAUACAGGAUCAUCAGAGCUUAAACUAAGGCUUGAUGGUGUUCAGAAAAAGUGGGGCAAGCCAACUUAUUCGUCCCCAGCAUCAUCCUCAAAUUCUACUUUCCAAAAUCCAGUGAAUGGGGUGGCAAAGGUGGAUGUUGCAACUACUGUAAAUUCAAAAGCACGUGAUAGCUACGAUUCAAGAAAGCAACAGAAUGAAAUUGAUCCAGAAAAGCAGAAGCUUGCGGCCUCAUUGUUCGGUGGUUCUGCUAAACCUGAGAGAAAAACAUCAACCAGCAGCAAGGUUCCAAAAGCUAGUGCGGCAAGUGUACCCAAUAAAGAAUCUGGGGAGAAAACUAAUCAACCUCCUCCUCAAGAUUUGCUUGACUUGGGUGAACCAACUGUCACUGUUGCAUCUCCCACUGUAGACCCAUUCAUGCAACUGGAAGGACUUCUUGACCCAAGCAUUAGUUCUACAGUAAGUCAUAGUGACGGUGCUGUUACAAAUGCACCUGAUAUUAUGGGACUCUAUAGCGGCACUACUUCUAGUGAACAGAGGGGUGGUGGUGGCUAUAUCCCUGCGACCGGGGAUAAUUUAAAUCUUUUAUCCGAGUUGUCAAAUGCAGCAGCUGUCAGAGGCACUACGGGAGAAGCAAUAGUGUCCCCCUUAUCACAAUCUGUAAAGGGUGCAAAUGCUAAAGAUUCUUUGGAGAAGGAUGCAAAAGUCAGGCAGAUGGGUGUCACUCCCACGGGCCAGAAUCCCAAUUUGUUCAGGGACUUGCUUGGCUAAUCUGGUUAGAGGACAAUUGUAAAUCAUACUGGUUGAGCGUAGAAUAUCUUGUGAGUUACCACAUGCAGUUUCCAGAGCUAAUUGGCUAUAAUAAUUUACAUUAUGAUCUAGAAUGGAUGAUUGCAGCCAUCAAGAAUUGGAUGAUUCCAUAUCCAGGAAUGGUGACUAAAAAUGGUAAAGGCUUUUACUAGCUGCAGAAUAGCUUUUGGAAGCUGUCCUAGUUGCAUCCAGGUUUUGGUCAGUUUACAGUCUGAAGGAAGGGUACUGUUGUACAAGGUCAUUGCAUUUUAUGCUUUCUUUGGAAGUUCCAGGCCAUCUUAGUUGUUAUACCAAAGAACUGCUUUUGGUUCCAAUUUUUGUAAUUUUUGUGCAUUUUUCCACCUGUUCAUAUAAUGUUUUUUUUAUCAAUGAGAAAGCUUGAUGUUGCGGUAAAAAUUGGGUUGAUGUAUGACAUUUGUAAACCUUAAAAUUUAGUGAUCAUUGUAGGUUCAUCUA
Messenger RNA from Lathyrus oleraceus (garden pea), 3655 nucleotides. RefSeq names its product AP-4 complex subunit epsilon. The transcript has 10 exons. Gene Ontology annotation, cellular component: AP-4 adaptor complex; membrane coat. The record is from RefSeq and is a predicted model, not a curated record. The coding region runs from base 302 to 3160 and encodes 952 amino acids. Lineage: Eukaryota; Viridiplantae; Streptophyta; Magnoliopsida; Fabales; Fabaceae. Gene Ontology annotation, biological process: vesicle-mediated transport; intracellular protein transport.